AUGGCCCGUCGUCCCGCUCGUUGCUACCGGUACUGCAAGAACAAGCCGUACCCCAAGUCGCGGUUCAACCGUGGUGUGCCCGACCCCAAGAUUCGUAUCUUCGAUCUGGGCCGCAAGCGUGCUACCGUCGAUGACUUCCCUCUGUGCAUCCACCUCGUCUCGAACGAGUACGAGCAGCUGAGCUCCGAGGCUCUCGAGGCUGCCCGUAUUUGCGCCAACAAGUACCUGGUCAAGAAUGCCGGAAAGGAAGGUUUCCACCUGCGUGUCCGCGCCCACCCGUACCACGUCGUCCGCAUCAACAAGAUGUUGUCGUGCGCUGGUGCCGAUAGACUGCAGACCGGUAUGCGUGGUGCCUGGGGUAAGCCCAACGGCACUGUCGCCCGUGUCAACAUCGGCCAGAUCAUCCUGAGUGUCCGCACUCGUGACUCUAACCGUGCUCUUGCCCUGGAGGCUCUCCGUCGCUCGCAGUACAAGUUCCCUGGUCGCCAAAAGAUCAUUAUCUCCAAGAACUGGGGAUUCACCCCCCUCCGUCGCGAGGAGUACCUCGAGAAGAAGGCUGCUGGUCGCGUCAAGGUCGACGGUGCCUACGUCCAGUUCCUUGCCAACCACGGUUCUCUCGAGAACAACAUGAAGCGCUUCCCCGAGGCUUUUGCAGCUUAA
Molecule: messenger RNA, 660 nt
Organism: Pyricularia pennisetigena
Lineage: Eukaryota; Fungi; Ascomycota; Sordariomycetes; Magnaporthales; Pyriculariaceae
Exons: 4
Coding region: 1-660 (219 amino acids)
Biological process (GO): translation; ribosomal large subunit assembly
Cellular component (GO): cytosolic large ribosomal subunit; ribosome
Molecular function (GO): structural constituent of ribosome
Source: RefSeq, a predicted model, not a curated record